Molecule: messenger RNA, 1365 nt
Organism: Oncorhynchus mykiss (rainbow trout)
Lineage: Eukaryota; Metazoa; Chordata; Actinopteri; Salmoniformes; Salmonidae
Product: diablo IAP-binding mitochondrial protein
Biological process (GO): neuron apoptotic process; intrinsic apoptotic signaling pathway in response to oxidative stress
Cellular component (GO): mitochondrion
Source: RefSeq, a predicted model, not a curated record
AUUUUUCAGACUUUAAUACAUCACAAAAGUAACCUCAUAUAAUUUAUUUUAGUUGAAGAGUAAUAAACGACAUUACAAGUAAAAUGCACGCUAUUAGACAAUGCUCUGUUUGUGCUACUGGAGGACGGACUUCCUUUUGCUCCUGACCAAUAUGGCCGCGCUCAGAAGAAGCAUUGCAUGUCUCAAUUUCUUCAGGAGCACAGCAGCGAGUGUCCUCAACAGUAGGAAACCCUUGCGCCAUAGGCUCGUGCGUUUGAGAGAUGUUACCAGAACGAGCUUGGUUUCUUUGAGUGUUGGCAGUGGACUGAGCGCUGUCCCUUUCAUGCAGCAAGUGGAGAACCUCUCUCAUGAAUCCCUGAUCCGAAGCGCAUCCUCUAUGGUUACAGACAGUGCAAACACUUACCUCUCCCAGACCACUCAGGCUCUCGUAGACUCCAUCACACAAUAUUCCAAAGCUCUCCAUACCCUCAUCUCCCUUCAAAGGAGAUAUCUGGCUUCACUGGAAAAACUCUCCACUGCUGAGGAGGAUGCCAUUUGGCAAGUGAUCAUUGCCCAGCGUGUUGAAGUUGGUGACAGACUAGAUGAAUGCAACCGCUUCGAGUCAAACUGGAUUAAUGCCGUCAACCUUUGUGAAAUGGCAGCUGAGGCAGCGUACAACACAGGAGCUGAGCAUGCAUCUGUCACAGCCAAGACCAAUUUGCAGGUGGCCAAGGUUCAGGUGGAGGAGGUCCGGCAGAUAUCUGUGGAUGCUGAGAGGAAGCUGACUGAGACCCAGGCCGAGGAGAUCCAGAGGAUGGCGGAGUAUGCCUUCAUAGAGAGUGGCAGUGAUGACGUGCAUGAGGCUUACCUCAGAGAGGACUAAGACUAAUCCUGAGAGUAAAACAAGUUUGAGUCAUUUAUUGUGGUUUAAAUCCUCAACAAGUAGACAGUACACAGUCCAUCAUUUGAGAAGUUCAGGAGUUUUGUGUCAUUGGGGUUGUUGUUUAUAUAAAAAAUAUUAUGAUAAACAAAAAGCAUGUAGAGAAUUUAGUGGUGAAUUGAAUAACGCCAAUCUUAUUUAAUAACACAAAGUUCCUAUAUUUUAGCGGAUGUAAUGUCAUGCUUCCUUGUUUAUAAAGCUGAGUUGAUUACAAUUUCAUGCACUUAUUUGAACUCGUAACACUAAAUUAUAAUAUUUAUUUUCAUACAGCUUUGAAUAACAACUUCAAGUCUAAACUGAAAAUAAUAAUUGACAAUCAGGGUAUCCUAAGUGAAUUGUAUGGACUAUGGUCAACAUAGCAGUACAGUAUGGUGGCAUUUGUUUAUUUGUAUUUUAUGAUAUGUAAAUUAAAUAACUUUAUAAUAAAAAAGUAUAUUUUCCAUAUA